AUGUCCAGGAGGUCAAGCAGCGGUUCAUUAAUUAAUCACCUUGACUGCCCUGAAUUACCGUAUUUUGAGUGGGACGACAUUAUCGCCGGUCAGCCCGUUAACCUCGACAUUGUCCUCUCCGACAUCUACGCAGGUUCGGGAUCCGCGACUGUCGCCACUGCGUUGGAUUGGCCUUGCGUGAGCAUAUCGCUUCGCGUUCCCUCAUCGAACACAUGA
Suillus subaureus is the source of this 216-nucleotide messenger RNA. RefSeq lists its product as uncharacterized. NCBI's taxonomy places the organism in Eukaryota, Fungi, Basidiomycota, Agaricomycetes, Boletales, Suillaceae. The coding region runs from base 1 to 216 and encodes 71 amino acids. The record is from RefSeq and is a predicted model, not a curated record. The transcript has a single exon.